CUUUAAGAAAAGGCGUAUUAUGCACUGCGUAGCGUUACGAAAAUUUGCUGAUGAAGCAGUCCCCUAUUCAACCCACACAGCACUCCGAAACCUUUCCAGUGCCAACCACAACUAAGCAUACAUUUUCAUUAGUUAGUAAAGAUGUCUACUACUUCUCGUGAAGAUGCUGUUUACUUAGCCAAGCUUGCUGAGCAAGCUGAGCGCUAUGAAGGCAUGGUCGAAAACAUGAAAAGCGUUGCCUCCACUGACCAAGAAUUAACUGUUGAAGAACGCAACUUACUUUCUGUCGCUUAUAAGAACGUUAUUGGUGCUCGCCGGGCGUCUUGGCGUAUUGUCUCUUCCAUUGAACAAAAGGAAGAGAGCAAGGGUAACACUGCCCAAGUUGAAUUGAUCAAGGAAUACCGUCACAAGAUUGAGCAAGAGCUUGACACCAUCUGCCAAGACAUCUUGACUGUUCUCGAGAAGCAUCUCAUUCCUAAUGCUGCUUCUGCUGAGUCCAAGGUUUUCUACUACAAAAUGAAGGGUGACUACUACCGUUACCUUGCCGAGUUCGCCGUUGGUGACAAGCGCAAGCACUCUGCUGACCAGUCUCUUGAAGGCUACAAGGCUGCUUCCGAGUCUGCUCAAGCUGAACUCGCUCCUACCCACCCCAUCCGUUUAGGUCUUGCUCUUAACUUCUCAGUUUUCUACUACGAAAUCUUAAACUCUCCCGACCGUGCUUGCUACUUGGCUAAGCAAGCUUUCGAUGAAGCUAUCUCUGAAUUGGAUAGCCUUUCCGAAGAAUCCUAUAAGGAUUCUACUUUGAUCAUGCAAUUGUUGCGUGACAACCUCACAUUAUGGACUUCUGAUGCCGAAUACAAUGCAGCUGCUGCUGGCAAUGCCGAAAGUGCUCAAGAAACCCCCGCUUCUUCCAACGUUCCUGCUGAGGAAGAGUCUGAACCCAAGGCUGACGCAUAAAUAGCUGUUACUUAUGAUUGAUGCCAUACUUUCAUUAGUAUGAACUAUGCUUGAAAAAAGGUUGACUUGAUGAAGCUAUUUUUAUAUUUACAUUAGAUUUUGUGUAUCGCCCGAUUUGAUAGCUUUUCUUAUUUACGUACAUUUUUACCUAAUCUUUUUACUUACUCUUUUUUUUUUUUUUUUUUUAUGUAUAGCCCAAUCCAAUUCACAUAGGUAGCUGCUGUCUUGAAAGUGUGGAAAUUGUUGAAACCAACGACCGACGCCAGCGAUAGAAUUAUUCAAAUAAGGG
Messenger RNA from Schizosaccharomyces octosporus yFS286, 1246 nucleotides. Its product is annotated as 14-3-3 family protein Rad24. Gene Ontology annotation, cellular component: cytoplasm. NCBI's taxonomy places the organism in Eukaryota, Fungi, Ascomycota, Schizosaccharomycetes, Schizosaccharomycetales, Schizosaccharomycetaceae. The record is from RefSeq and is a predicted model, not a curated record. Bases 142 to 957 code for a protein of 271 amino acids. The transcript has 2 exons. Gene Ontology annotation, biological process: signal transduction.